Messenger RNA from Laccaria bicolor S238N-H82, 1956 nucleotides. RefSeq lists its product as uncharacterized. Gene Ontology annotation, cellular component: cytoplasm. NCBI's taxonomy places the organism in Eukaryota, Fungi, Basidiomycota, Agaricomycetes, Agaricales, Hydnangiaceae. The transcript is spliced from 10 exons. Gene Ontology annotation, molecular function: phosphoprotein phosphatase activity. Bases 1 to 1956 code for a protein of 651 amino acids. The record is from RefSeq and is a predicted model, not a curated record.
AUGCCCACUCCCUCUUGCUAUAGGUUCUUUCGGGCACUGCGUUCCCUGUGCGUACCAAUAACGACAGUUAUUGGUUUCUCUCUGCUUCUUACUUGGAUAUUUGUUCUCUACCAGCCGAGUCGAGGUCCAGGGAUGGUCCAAAGAAUGGGUUGGCAAGCUUGGGAAGUGGUUAGCAUGAAUGAGGCUGCCGAUACCAAGGCUGGGACCACUACUUUGGGCAACACAACAAACACACCAGAAGGAGAUAAAGUGGACAACUUGAGUCUACCAUUAGAUGUGUGGUCUCCUCUUCUCCCCCAUGACACUGGCCUCUCUGAAAUCGCUGUUGUACGAUGUCUUAUUAACCCUGAGGUUGGUGGUGAACUGUGCGGACCCGAUACGACACCUGAGCGAGACGCGAUUAUGGGCAAAUGGGUCCGUGUUGGUCGAAAUUUGAAUCUGGAGGCCGGUUAUAUGUCCGGUUGGUUGGUUGGUAAUGUGUAUUAUCGUCGCACAAGGCGUCAAGAUAUCAACCUUAUAACCGACAUUCGUCUCUUGCCCGAAAAAGAACAACCCGAGCCAUUGGAUGGAUGGCAUCAAGCUCACACUUCUUUGAGAGCUGGAGUGCUGAGGAUACCCCCCUUAUUUAUAUGGUAUAAGACGGGCAAAACGGCAGGUCAAAUGACGUCAGAAGAGAAAGCGCACAUUAUCACUGAACUAGACGUGAUCUACGGGGAAGAUGUCCCGUGGUACGGUUUUGAGAAGCUUAAGCCCGCCACACUACCCGAGAAAGGAAGAGUUCAGGCGACUUGGUUGACAUACAGACGGGGCGUGAAAGCUGUGCCUCGUGCUCCACCACUGCACUUCUCCCGCUCAGGAAAUUUCAAGAUUCUUCAAGUCGCUGAUCUGCACUUCUCCGUUUCGCAAGGGGUUUGCCGCGACACCCUGCUAAACCCUUGUGAACACUCAGACAACCUCACUAAUUCCCUCAUUUCCCGUGCACUUGACGCUGAGAAACCAGAUCUCGUAGUUUUUAGUGGCGACCAACUGAAUGGACAGGGCACCACAUGGGAUCCAAAAUCUGUUUUGGCAAAAUUUGCUCGAGCAGUAACGGAUAAGGGUAUUCCAUGGGCCGCUGUCUUUGGCAAUCAUGACGAAGAGGACGGUCUCGCGAAAGAUCAACAGAUGACCCUGAUGAAAGCCUUGCCAUACAGCCUUGUAGAGCGAGGUCCAAAGGAUGUCCAUGGUGUUGGGAAUUACGUUUUAAAAGUCAAGAGCGCGGAUGCGUCAAAGACGCACUUGCUGACUCUUUACUUCUUGGAUUCCGGCUCUUAUUCCAAAGGAGUGCUUGAUUGGUUUGGAUUUUUCAUCCCAACAGAAUAUGAUUGGAUACGUCAGGUCGGUGCCUCAAUCAAAUCAAUACAACGGCCCUUCUCUCCUGAUACCGGGAAAGACCUUGGCCACAAUUGGGAGGUGCGACAACAGCCAGAUGACCAAAUCACGCCCGCUGUGGCAAAGCUGGCGAAGCCAAAUGCCCUGAUGUUCUUCCAUAUCCCUUUGCCAGAAUCUUAUAGUAAGGCAGACAUAGAUUCUCAAACAAAGAAGCCCCUUGAUGUGGGCUUGCACGGUCUGGAGUCGCCCGGCAACGCGAAGAAGAGCGAUGGCUUUUUCGAAAGGGGCAUCCUAAAAGCUUUGGAAAGUGAGCACAUAACCAACAAUAUUCAAGAGGUGAAAGUUAUUGGGAAUGGACAUUGCCAUGUGACGGAAAACUGUCGUCGCGUAAAGGGGGUGUGGUUCUGCUUUGGUGGUGGAGGAUCAUACUCUGGCUACGGAAAAAUUGGGUUUGACCGCAGAUUCCGUGUUUAUGAUAUUUCAGACUACGGGGAGACAAUUCGGACGUAUAAGCGCACGGAGAAGGAUGAUAUUGUAGACGAUAUGAUUCUGGCGGGGAAAGGGGCACCUCAGCUAAACGUAUAA